Bactrocera tryoni is the source of this 1887-nucleotide messenger RNA. RefSeq lists its product as uncharacterized. NCBI's taxonomy places the organism in Eukaryota, Metazoa, Arthropoda, Insecta, Diptera, Tephritidae. The record is from RefSeq and is a predicted model, not a curated record. The coding region runs from base 1 to 1887 and encodes 628 amino acids. The transcript has a single exon.
AUGUCUACAACACAUCAGCUACUGCUCGUCAUUCAGCUGGCGUUACUUUACCGCAACACGGCAGCGCAAAGCUGGGAUCGCGCGUACAUCAAAGACUUCAUUUUGCCAAUGAUGCCAUUCGUACAACCACAGGAAAUCGCUUGGUUUAUUAGCGAACAAUUGAGCAAGGCCAAAUACGUUGAUAUAGAGGAAUUUAUAGUGGAGUUCGACGCCGAACUCAAGCUGACGCAGACGGUGUUGACGCACCGCAACGACAAGCCGUUUAUCACAACGGAACUGAAGAAAACUAUAUUGUCUAUAGUUUUUACGAGCGGUCCCGACGAUAGCAUCAUGGACGCACACGAUUACGCGCUACGCAGUCGUCACAACACCUUCAGUUUUGUCAUUAUGCUGAAGAGCAUAACGGAUUUCGGCGUUGUAGUGCGAUUUUUGCAAGAUCUCCGUCGGCGUAAAUUUCAAAGCCCCAUGUUGUAUUAUGUCAGCGUUGAUGGACGUAAUCAAAUUUACGGUUAUACUGUAUUUCCGCGUUUUGAGAUUGUGGAUCGUACCAAUUACCUUGAUGAAUUAUCAGCCGAUUAUACGCGCUUCUUAGCGGGCGGUCUGGAUACUAUGGGUUAUCAAAUAUGUACGCCACUGCGACAGGAUUUACCAGGUGUAUUUCAUGCGCCAGACGCGUCCAGCAAAGUAUCUAGUUGGCAGGGUAGCUCCUUCAGUUUGCUCAAACUCUUUACGGACUAUAUUAAUGCGACAUUGGUGAGCUAUGAAAUGCCGAAAGAUCGUUUGGGUGGCAAUGUCAUCGACAUGAAGGCCGCCAUGGAUUUGUUACGUCACGAUGAGAUUACUUUUCUAGCGCAUGCCUAUGCCUUAUUCUAUGAAGACGACAUCAUUAGCUUGAGCUAUCCUAUUGGCGUGGUCCGUUGGUGUCUCAUGGUGCCAAUUUGGAAUAGUGUUACCACCAUAUUUUAUCCUUUGGAACCAUUCGAUGAGCUUACUUGGUUGUGUAUUGUUGUGGUUUUUGGUGCCUUGCUAUUGGUGCAAACCUUAUGUUGCCUACUGCAGGGCACACAUGAGUUGGCGACGCGUUUAAGUGAUGGCAUUUUGCGUAGUUUCUGCUUGAGUACGGGCAUAAGCGCACCCAGCUUGAUGGCGGCACCGAGCGCUUUGGAUUUUUUCAUAUUUACCACAUUUUUCUUCUACGGGUUCUUUCUCACCGCCAACUACACCUCAUUGUUGGGCAGCAUUUUGACGGUGACUUCGUUUCGCGCGCAAUUCAACACAAUGGAUGAUCUUAUAGUCGCUAAUCUUUCUGUGCUAAUAAUCGAUUAUGAAUUGGAGUUUCUGCAUUCCGGUGGUCUGGCGUUGCCUUCGAACUUCUCACGUCUCAUCCAACCGGUGGAUGUGGCAACAUUCAUAAAACAUCAAUACAGCUUCAACACGAACUACGCGUACUUUGUGACCGAGGAGAAGUGGCACUUUCUCGAUUUGCAGCAACAGUAUCUGAAGCCGGGCUUCUUCAAGUUCAGCAACAUUUGCUUUGGUACAUUUUUUCUUGCCUUUCCCAUGCAACGCGAUUCGCUCUUCUAUCGCAGUUUAGAGUACUAUACGUUUCGUAUGCAUUCUUCAGGCUUGAUGGAGCACUACGAGCGCACUGCCUUCGAUUAUGCGGUACAUGCAGGUCUCGUGAAGCGUUUCGCUCAAAACGCGGAGUACACUUCGGCUGGCAUGCAACAUUUGAUCGUCGUAUUUCUCAUGCUCCUAACAAUGUAUGCUGUGAGUUUGCUGGUUUUUUUGCUAGAGCGUUUAGGGCAUAGAGUCAGGGUGGGCAUAAUUCCACCAAAAAACGCUCUGCUCUCACGUUUGAGUACCGCAGAGUGUAUUAAAAAAUAG